This is a messenger RNA of Pocillopora verrucosa, 1460 nucleotides long. The record is from RefSeq and is a predicted model, not a curated record. NCBI's taxonomy places the organism in Eukaryota, Metazoa, Cnidaria, Anthozoa, Scleractinia, Pocilloporidae.
AUAAUUUUUUUUCUGUAACGAUGAACUUGGGCUCUCCGCUCAGCAGGAGAAAGACUGUGCAUGCGCUUGCAACAAAUAGGAGCAGAGACUGGACAGAGACAGCAGGGAUUCAAGCAGAGAGCUGAAUGGACCAGUAAUAACAUCAAAUGAUCUUCAAAGUAGUUAAUAAACAGCUACGACGAGAUGAUGAAUUGCGUUUGAACUUUAGGCGGGAUAGUUCUUCGCUUUUCGUCUCGAAGUCCAUGGCAAGGCAGAUCCCGAGUAAAUCAAAACACCGUAUCAUGGCAGAGAAACCAGCAAGACGUUCCAGAAGCUCUACCACUCGCACUACUACCACUAGUUCCACCAGAAGCUCGAACACUCGUGGUACUACCACUAGUUCCACCAGAACUUCGACCACACCGAUCGUUUCACACGGCGUGCAAGCUCGUGGUCGCCUAGAACAUCAAGAGGAUAACUCGGCAGUCGAGUCGCUGCCAAGAGUUCUAGAUGGAUUAGGCAGUUUACAAGGAUCGAUUGAAACUUCUCUGGAAUCUACUUCUCUGGAAUCCACAGUAUCCACCCCUUUGGUGCCGGCCGUCAUACCGACGCCAAGAAGAACGUCGACUCCAACAGUAUCUCGGGUCCUGGAGCCGCUUUACAGAACCCCGGUUGAAACUGCCAACGAUAGUGGGAGCCAAGUUAUGGAGCAGUUGCAGGCGUUUUUCGCUAGACAAGGGGAUUUUAACAGAAGAUUGGAGGAACGGCUCGAGGGACACUUGCAGGGCCAAGGGCGGGAAAACAGACCAACGGCGCAAGCGACGCGGUUUUCGAAGGCGCUUUCAGCCCACAUCAGGGAUGUCUAUUCCACUCUGACUAGUGAAGAUGGUAAAGAUCUUAAAUGGGAUCUAUCCAAAAGCUUUUCUCAUGAAGAUAACAGAGCUGUUAAUGCAGCAAUAAUAAAUGGAGUCAGAAGUACGGAUACUUCCACACCAUCAAAUGUCAUAAGAGCUGCCAUGAGGGUGCAUUUCAAGACCAAAAAAAGACAUAAAAAAAACAAAGACACCAACAGACAAGUAGAAGUGCUCCAAGACCAGCGCAUUAGGAGUAGGAAGAAUACAAAACGUUUGAAACGCUGCAAAGCUCUAUUCCAAUCUACAUCUAUUGGGGAAGAGGAAAAAGAGAAAUACCACUUGUGCCUCUCAUCUGCAGAUUACAUGUCCUCAGAACAUUCAAUGUCUGAGGACAACAGUGCUGGGAACAGCAGUUCUGAGGACGAAGCCCCCUCAAAACAAAAGGUGCUAUGUAGGAGGCCCCUUAUGUGGCGGAGCAGUGAGCUAAACUCUCUGUUUAGCCAAUUAGAUCGAAAGAGUGCAAGAAAGCGGUCACAGAGGAGUGCCUCUAUGAUGAUUGAGAGGAAAGAUGGCCCUCCAUCUACUCGAGAGGCACCAGAAGAUGCUCCAGCAUUUGCUUUGUCAUAA